CUAGAUAGCUAAUUAUUUCUUCUAUCUCCCUCUCUAUAAAUGUAACCCUUUGCUUUCUAUGUAUCUCACCACUUAGAAAUAAACCAAAAAUAGUUGCAUUGCACAUAAAUUUACAGCGAUAAUAUCCCUUUUUUUUCAUUUAAUCAUGGCUGCACCACAUGAUAAUGAUCCUAGAAGCAAUAUAGUUUCAAUUUCAAGGGUUGUGUCUGUGCAUCCCAAACUUGUGCAACCUCAGAGGGUUUUGACCCUUUCAAAUUUGGAUAGGCAGUGUCCAAACCUCAUGCACUUGGUGUUCUUUUACAAUAACCUGUCUCACCAAACGUUGAAGGACUUGUCCCUCAAUUCAGUGUUUUCCAAGUUGAAAUCUGGUUUGGAAGAGACCUUGACUCUGUGGUAUCCAGGUGCAGGUAGGCUUAGGCCAAAUCAAAGUGAUGGCAAACUCAACCUGUGGUGCAACAACCAUGGUGCAGUUCUGGCAGAGGCUGAAACAUCUAUUAAAAUAUCACAACUUGGAAACCUUUCAGAGUACAAUGAAUUCUUUGAGAAUCUGGUUUAUAAGCCAGCUUUUGAUGGGAAUUUCUCAAAUAUGCCUCUGAUUGUUGCUCAGGUUACAAAAUUUGGUUGUGGAGGCUAUUCAAUUGGCAUUGGAACAAGCCACUCGUUAUUUGAUGGACCAGCAACCUAUGAAUUCUUGUCUGCAUGGGCUUCAAAUUCUGAAAUUGUGAAAGGAAGAAGCAGAUCUGAAGAGGUUCCAAAACCAGUGCAUGAGAGAGGGAUACUACUAAGUGGUGCUCUUAAUCAAGCCUCAAGAGGGACUAUAAAUUUCCCUUCAAACUCAUCAAGUUUAAGUGGUAUGAAAACAAGGGCCAUGGCAAUAGAUCACUUAUAUCAACUCAUAAUGCAAGCAGCUGCUAGUGGACAAAAGGGUUUUCCGAUGCAAAUUGGAGGAGCUUCUAAUCAAAAGAAGUGUGUUCUUAAAACCUACCAUCUUUCAGGUGCCAUGAUAGAAGACUUGAAAAGGAAACAUUUCCCCAUGCGAAGAGGUUCUCUUCCUUUCUCAACCUUUGAGGUUCUUGCGGCUCACCUUUGGAAGGCAAGAACCAAAGCCUUCCAGGCGACAAAAGAGAAGCUGGUGUGCCUCCAAUUCGCGGUGGACAUAAGGGCGAAGACGUCACCGCCACUGCCGAAACCCUUCACCGGAAACGCCUACGUGCUGGCCUCCAUCAUGAUGCCGGCGUCGGAACUGGAGCAUUCAAGCCACGAAGUGAUCAUCGAGAGAAUAAGAGAGGCGAAGAACAGCGUCAACAACGACUACGUCAAAGCCUACGUGGAGGCCCUAGACUCUCCGCCGCCGCCGCAGCCGCCGCAACAAGGUGGCAACCACUCUCUCCCUCCGCUCAACGACCUAACUGUGGUUUCCGAUUGGACCAGAAUGCCCUUCCACAACGUCACCUUCUUUCGCGCCAAACCCACCUAUGCUUGCCCUUUGCGCACUCCCAUGCCGCAGGUUGCGUACUUCAUGCAGAGCCCUCUUGAUGAUUCCGCCGUUGACGUCAGAAUCGGCUUUCACGCCGGAAACGAUGUUGUAAGUGCUUUUACUCGCUGCUUCUUGAGCGUCCAGUGAUGCAAAUUAACGCACUUCUAUGACUAUGGAUAUAUAUGUCAUUGUAAUAAUUGUGUUAUUCAGAAGAGAACGCUUCGGUUGUCUCGUGGAAAUUAAGAUUAAUAGCACAAGGCACAAGCUACUGUAUACACUAUACUGUUGUUUUUAGAAUAAAUCCUUACUUUAA
Molecule: messenger RNA, 1790 nt
Organism: Cajanus cajan (pigeon pea)
Lineage: Eukaryota; Viridiplantae; Streptophyta; Magnoliopsida; Fabales; Fabaceae
Gene: BAT1
Product: HXXXD-type acyl-transferase family protein
Molecular function (GO): acyltransferase activity, transferring groups other than amino-acyl groups
Source: RefSeq, a predicted model, not a curated record